UGCAGUUCCGUGUGCUCUGAAUUAAUUUUAUUAUGAUUGGAAAGGAAGCCUAGAUAGUAUAGAGAUGUUAUUCAGUUUUCAUUCGCUUUUCUUGAAAUCUGUUUCCGAACGUUUGCUUAGUUUAAAAAGGACAGCGUUAUCGAGCAAGAAAGAGAGAAAAUUAACGUAAAACUAAAUAUGGCGUCUUUCUGAGUUGUCCUUUUCUCACAAAGCUUAUUUUACAAAUUGCCUCGACUUGCAAGCGUUUUCGUCACAAUAUUUUUUCUGUUUGGUAGAAAGAGAACAUAAACAGACUUUGCCGUAGUAUUGACACUGCUGAAUUUUCCAAACUUCUAUGUAUAUUUGGAUAAUGUCGGACACAAGGAAAUGUAUAUAUUUAUCUAAAAAUCUAAGUAAUAAAGCGUCGCUGUGCGUUGUGGUAGUGUUCUAGUGCGAAAUACAGGGUUAAAGAGCAAAAAUGGACAAGAAAAACAAGAAAAGGGUGGUCAUAAAGCGAAAAACUGAUGAGCCAGCCGACACUGAAAAAAAGGCAAAAGUUAUGGUGAAUCGCGGGAAAACGGACCCUGAUAAAGAAAAAGUGGAGGUUGUGAACCAGGUGGUUGAAGUGCCGGUGGAGCAGGGCCAGCAGAUAGUGCACACAGGCCAGCUAGUCGAGGGCAAUUUCGAGCAGCCAGUGUUUGUAAACAUGAAGGGAGAACCCGUGCAAUUAGGUCCUAAUACAGUGAUCCUAUAUGAGCAAAGUGGGAACCCAUCAAAUUUUGCAUUUGGAGGAAUGUGGACCAUGGACUCGUCGGGACGGAUUGUGAUGGCGGAAACAAUUUACGAUGUAAAAGGUGAACCAGAGGAGGAGAGUACUACAUUUGUGCAAAACACCACUGAAGUAAGCAAUCAACAAGUCGAGGAACAGCCUAAUACAUUUCAACAGUAUGAGUUGAGCAAUACCCAGGUCGAUACUGCGCAAGAAUAUGAAGUAGCUAUAAUAGAGAAUCCUAGCACAGAGGCAGCUGAAAGUCGUCCUGCAGAGCCACAGGUGAUCAUGACUGAGGAACAGCUGGUACAAAACGGGACAGCAGCUGUGCGGUGGCUCAACCAGAAGCAUGACUUUGUUGUACGAAAACUGCAACUCAAUUAUGAUGCGGGUGUUAAACUGCUGCACUCUCCUUCUGGCUGCAUUCAGUGCGUUUACCUCACCACUCCCAGUAUGCAGCUGGCAUUCAAUGCGGUCCCACAGUUCCUGUGUAUAGAGACAGGCAUAGAGUUCAACAGUCCGAUUCCGACGGUGGCCGGUCCCAGCGUCAAACACAACGUCACCCUCUUCUUGGCCGAGGACGGCAACGGAAAGUCUGUCAUCGUAAGUGCUGGCAUAUCGACGCUGAUCGGUGAAGAUCUAACUUGGCUUCUGGACACAUUCAAGUCUUGCAACCCGGCGUGGAGGCAGGUGCGGUGCGUGGUUUGCGAUCCUACCAAGUGUCAACAGACCGUCCGCGCCGCUUUCCCCACCGCCCACGUGACCUGCUCCGUAUGGCAAGCGUCACGAGCGGCCGCCCGGCUGUGUUCCGACAUCGCUCGCCGGGAAGCGAGCAUUCUGAGCGCCGACGACGCCGCCACCAGGUGCAAGACAUACGCGCUCGCGGCGCUGCGGGGCGAGCACACUGCGGCACAAUUACAGGUUUUGAAGCGAGGUAUAAUAGGCACGGGAGCUGGAACUCUCCGUCUAUGGGAUGUGUUGACUCGGCCCAACGGGGCCAUAGCCAAAAUGGACUCCUGGCUAGAGGCUGACAACUACACCAAUAUACUGCACAAGGGUCUGGAGAGGCUAGUGACGAAGUUCCAGAGUUUAGUGCGGUCACAGAUGCAGCCCGACGAGUUCGUGUCGCUGUUCUUCAAUGUAGCCAAUCAGUUAGAGGACGAAAGAAGGAAUUUCGCCAUAAGCAGGCUCAGGGACACGGAGACAUUAAAGCAAUCUCCUACAGACACUAUCACUCAGUACGCUUACAAUCUGAUGAGCCAUCAGACGAAGCUGGCGCAGAAGUGUCUCGACGACCGAAAUGGCGGUAGGCAGAUAAGCAGUGCCAUAUGCAAGUACGGCACUUCCACUCAGGAAUGUUCGUGUCUCUUCAGCAAAGUGUUCCGGUUGCCGUGCAGACAUAUACUCAUGCUGACCACAGAGCUCAAGGUUAAAACGCACAUACCAUUCGAGCCUCGAUGGACAGUGCAGCACUGUUUGUUCGGAUGCGACAACAAUACGCCCACCGCCACAGGCAAUAAUACAGGCAGUGGAACUUUCAUGGAACAAGUAGUAGUGGAAUCUGCGGACGGACAGCAUCGACAAACUAUCCAGCAACCACAACAAAUACACCAGGUUGGGGGAGUGAGGCAACAACAAUAUGUUCUAGCGACGCCGGGACAGCCGGCCACGCCUGUAUCACAAGUAAUAUUUUGUGGAGGCGGCGUUGGAUCUGUGGGUUCGGUAGGGGGAGCUGCGCCGGUCAUUACCUCCGUACUACCCGCGGGGGGUGCCGUGCUGACACCACACCACGCGUUACAUCACUAAACAAAAAAGCAGUCAUCUCGACCAAUAAACACGGAGGAAACAGUCAACUUGACCAAUAAACACUAUAUACAGAUUGAAGAACGACGAAGUUAGAAGAAGAACUUAACUUGGCCACUUAAUACUAUGACAAAACUAUUACAAAGGGUACACUGCGCCAUUCAUUACUUCGUACUACCCGCAGGGGGGAGCCGUGCUGACACCACACUACGCGUUAUACCACUAAACACUAUGUGAAAAAAAAAACAGUCAUCUUGACCAAUAAACACGGGGGAAACAGUGAACUUGACCAUAAACACUAUAUACAGAUUGAAGAACGACUAAGUUAGAAGAACUUAGCUUGGCCACUAAAUACUAUGACAAAACUAUAAUAAAGUGGCCGCUGCGCCAGUCAUUACCUCCGUACUACCCGCGGGGGGUGCCGUGCUGACACCACACCACGCGUUACACCACUAAACACUGCAAAGUAUGAGAGAAAACAGCCAUCUUGACCAAUAAACACUAUCUACAGAU
Molecule: messenger RNA, 3064 nt
Organism: Chilo suppressalis (striped riceborer)
Lineage: Eukaryota; Metazoa; Arthropoda; Insecta; Lepidoptera; Crambidae
Source: the annotation of a GenBank genome assembly